AUUCUCAUUCUCUGUAAAAAUGGCGGAUUUUGUCUGCAUUCUUCUUACUUUCACCUUAGUUUCCACUUGUGUUCUUGCUGCUGUUCCUCCUCCCACUCCAUUGGAAGGUCUCUUACCAAAUGGAAACUUUGAAGAACCACCAAAGGCGAGCGACAUGAAGAAAACAGUUCUUCUGGGCAAAAACGCCUUACCCAAAUGGGAAAUCACCGGCCUUGUGGAGUACAUCCAUGGCGGACCUCAGCCCGGCGGGAUGUACUUUCCGGUUGCACAUGGCGUCCACGCUGUCAGGCUCGGCAACGAAGCCACUGUAUCUCAAACCAUUGCCGUGAAAGCUGGGUCUCUGUACGCCGUGACGUUUGGUGCUUCGAGAACUUGUGCGCAGGAGGAGGUGUUGAGAGUGUCGGUGCCGCCCCAGUCCGGCGAUCUUCCGCUGCAGACUCUGUACAGUAGUGACGGUGGCGAUGUGUAUGCUUAUGGGUUUAUGGCGAAAUCAAGCAGUGUGAAGUUGAUCUUCCAUAACCCUGGAGUUCAAGAAGAUCCCAAAUGUGGCCCACUCAUUGAUGCCGUCGCCAUUAAAGAGCUCCUCCCUCCCAGACCUACUCGAUUUAAUUUGGUGAAGAAUGGUGGAUUCGAAGAAGGUCCUCAUCGGUUGUUCAACUCCUCCAAUGGCGUCCUCCUCCCUCCAAGACAAGAAGACAUCACAUCCCCACUUCCCGGCUGGAUCAUCGAGUCUCUAAAAGCCGUUAAAUUCAUCGACGCCAAGCAUUUCAACGUCCCAUCCGGUGUUGCCGCCAUUGAACUAGUCGCCGGAAGAGAAAGCGCCAUCGCCCAAAUCCUCCGGACGAUCCCGAACAAACUGUACAACCUAAGCUUCGCCAUUGGAGAUGCGAAGAACGGGUGCCAUGGAGACAUGAUGGUGGAAGCCUUUGCCGGAAAAGAGACCCUGAAAGCGGCGUUCAAAUCGGUAGGGAAGGGGAAGUGGAAGACGGUGAGCAUGAAGUUUACAGCGAUAUCGGCAAGAACCAGAGUGACGUUUUACAGCUCGUAUUAUCACACGAGGGUUGAUGAUUUCGGGUCUCUUUGUGGGCCAGUUGUUGAUGAAGUUAAGGUUUCCCCUAUUCGAGCAUAGAGGUAAAUUUGAGGUUACUGUAUGUGUUGGUUUGAUCGUUUUUAAAUCGAACCCUUUUUAAUGAAAUGUUGUUUAAGAUCUGCAAUCA
Molecule: messenger RNA, 1217 nt
Organism: Cynara cardunculus var. scolymus (artichoke)
Lineage: Eukaryota; Viridiplantae; Streptophyta; Magnoliopsida; Asterales; Asteraceae
Exons: 3
Coding region: 20-1129 (369 amino acids)
Cellular component (GO): plasma membrane; cell wall
Source: RefSeq, a predicted model, not a curated record